Canariomyces notabilis is the source of this 5016-nucleotide messenger RNA. Its product is annotated as CDH1-like protein. The coding region runs from base 1 to 5016 and encodes 1671 amino acids. Gene Ontology annotation, biological process: nucleosome organization; regulation of transcription by RNA polymerase II. Lineage: Eukaryota; Fungi; Ascomycota; Sordariomycetes; Sordariales; Chaetomiaceae. The transcript is spliced from 5 exons. The record is from RefSeq and is a predicted model, not a curated record. Gene Ontology annotation, cellular component: chromatin; nucleus. Gene Ontology annotation, molecular function: DNA binding; histone binding; ATP-dependent chromatin remodeler activity.
AUGUCAACAUCCCCGGAACCGGGUCCAAUGAAUGGACACGCCUCACCCGAUCGAGAUAACUUCAAUUCUGCGAACGACAACCGGAGUGAAAGCGACUUGUCAGAGGCCCAGCCUGCCGCGGCUGGUGUCCCGUCGCCAGACUCCGCUGAUGCUGUCGGCUCGCGGGAUGAGGGGCCUGAGUUAGGUCAGGGAGAGUCUUCUGACUCGAGCGACAAUGACGCGCCGGAUGACGGGGACUUUGAUGCUGCAGGCAGUCCCGGCUCUGUGCAGAGCAAUGUCGAUGGAGACCACACCGCGUCAGCGUCAGCCCGGCCUGCCCCCAAGCGCAAAGCUGCUCAGGCCAUAGAGGAUGAGUUUAUGCGGGACAACCCUGAGCUAUACGGUUUGAGGCGAAGCUCCCGUCCUACCCAGCGUCGGAAAAUUGUUGAGUCGGAAGAUGAAGAGGCAUCUGAGUCUGAUGCCACUCCUGCUCCUCGAAAGGUUGUCAAACGCCGUCGGGUGGAGCGCUCGCUGCCGACCUCCAAGCGAGGGACUCCCGCUCGCCAGACGUCCGCUGACGAUUCCGAUUCCGAUACAUACGGCGGCGCGAAAGCCCGCAGCUUCCAGAAAAAGGCCCGACGACAGCAAGAGUUACAGCCGGCACUGGCCUUAGCUGAAAAGCGAUGGUCCAGCCGUCGUGCCGCUCAGGUCUCAGUCGGUGCUUAUCAGGAAAGCGAAGGGGAAGAGGAAGCCGAGGAUGAAGUGACUCCGAACUACUGGGCCGCCGAUGCCGAAGACAACUCGCCUUACAUCGAGAAAAUCCUCCGUCACCGCCCCAAAGAGGGCGUAGAACUCACGCCCGACGCCACCCGGCACGACUUUGAAUACUACAUCAAGUGGCAGGGGAAAUCCCAUCUUCACAAUACCUGGGAGACCACCGAGACUGUCGCCGGAUACCGCGGGUUCCGACGCCUCGAGAAUUACUACAAAAGGGUCGUUGAGUACGAGCUUGAUCUGCAGUUUGGGGGUGAUGAGAUCACCCCUGAGCAGCGGGAGCAAUGGCUGCUGGAUAGGGAACGUGAGGAAGAGGCCCUGGAGGACUUCACAAAAGUCGAGCGUGUCGUCGCUGUCCGGGAAGGUGACGAUGGCCCCGAAUACUUUGUCAAGUGGAAAGGGCUUCAGUAUGACGAGUGCACCUGGGAAGCCGCCUCCGUGGUCAGCAGCCAUGCCCAGGACAAGAUCGACCAGUUCAUUGACCGGUCGUCGCGCUCCUGGCAAUCGGAUAAGAAACAGAGCAACCCCGAUACGCGGUCGAGGAUGGUACUAAUGGAUAAGCAACCGCCCUACAUCCAAGGCGGCGAGCUGCGCGAGUUUCAGAUGAAGGGACUCAACUUCCUUGCGCUCAAUUGGACACGCAGUAAUAACGUCAUCCUAGCUGAUGAGAUGGGUCUUGGUAAGACGGUACAGACAGUUUCGUUCCUCAGCUGGCUCCGUAACGAUCGGGGCCAAGAAGGACCGUUCCUCGUUGUUGCACCGCUCAGUGUCAUCCCUGCCUGGUGCGAUACCUUUAAUCACUGGGCUCCGGACCUCAACUAUGUUGUAUAUCUCGGCCCUGAACCGGCACGAGCCAACAUCCGAGAGUACGAGCUUUUUGUCGAUGGCAAUCCCAAGAAGACCAAGUUUAAUGUCCUCGUCACGUCAUACGACUAUAUCCUCGCCGACGCGGACCAUCUCAAGGGCAUCAAGUGGCAGGUUCUCGCAGUUGACGAAGCCCACCGUUUGAAGAACCGCGAGUCGCAACUGUAUGCGAAGCUAAACAAUUUUGGCGUCCCUUGCAAGGUUCUCAUUACCGGCACACCUAUCCAAAAUAACCUUGCUGAACUCUCUGCCCUUCUGGAUUUCCUAAACCCUGGGAAAGUCCGGAUUGAUGAGGAACUCGAGUUGCUCUCGACAGCAGAUAACAAAGACGUCAUUGAUGAAGAGCAAGACGAGGCGAAGAGGCUCAAGACUCAACAAAAGCUUCGAGAACUACAUAGCGCUAUCGCUCCCUUCAUCCUGCGUCGAACCAAGGAGACGGUCGAGUCGGACCUCCCUCCCAAGACCGAGAAAAUCAUCCGUGUUGAGUUGUCCGAUGUCCAACUUGAAUACUACAAGAAUAUCCUCACACGCAACUACGCUGCCCUCAGCGACGCUAGCAAUGGCCAUAAACAGUCAUUACUCAAUAUCAUGAUGGAGCUGAAGAAGGUCAGCAACCAUCCGUACAUGUUUCAAGGCGCCGAAGAGCGAGUGCUUGGCGGUAGCACCCGCCGGGAAGACCAAAUCAAGGGCCUCAUCACGAGCAGUGGUAAGAUGAUGCUCCUCGACCAGCUUCUUGCCAAGUUGAAAAAGGACGGCCAUCGUGUCCUUAUCUUCAGCCAGAUGGUUAAAAUGCUUGACAUCUUGGGUGAUUACCUCCGUGUCCGCGGCUAUCAAUUUCAGCGGCUUGACGGCACAAUCCCGGCCGGGCCCCGCCGCAUGGCAAUCAACCACUUCAACGCCGAAGACAGCGAUGACUUUUGCUUCUUGCUGUCAACCAGGGCCGGUGGUCUCGGCAUCAACCUCAUGACCGCUGACACGGUUAUCAUCUACGACUCGGAUUGGAACCCGCAAGCGGACCUGCAAGCCAUGGCGCGAGCUCACCGAAUCGGCCAAAAGAAGCCGGUCAAUGUCUACCGGCUGGUCGCAAAGCAGACCAUCGAGGAAGAAGUGGUCAAGCGCGCCCGCAACAAGCUCUUCCUCGAGUAUCUCACCAUCCAAGCUGGCGUCACGGACGAAGGCAAAGCCCUCCGUGAACAGUUCAAGGAGCGUGGCCUCAAAAUUGACGAGGCCAAGACCGCCGAGGAUAUCUCAAUGAUCUUGAAGAUGCGCUCUCAGAAUCUGUUUGAGCAGUCGGGCAACCAGGAGAAACUGGAGCAACUCGACAUCGACGCGAUUCUCGAGAAUGCCGAGGUCACAAAGACGGAUGUCAAUGACAAGAUUAAUCUGAGUAGUGGCGGUAUUGAUUGGGAUAACUGGAUGCAAGUCACUGAUGUCAAAGUCGAUGAUCUGGCCCUCGAUUGGGACCAGAUUAUCCCCGCUGACCAGCUCGCUGCCAUCAAGGCUGAAGAAGAAAAGAAGAAGCACGAGGCUUAUUUGGCCAAAGCCAUGGAAGAGAAUGCCCCUCGCAAGGCUGCAUUGAAGGGUGCCAAGAAGAAUGCGGAAACCGACCGAGCCGAGCGCCUCGCUAAGAAAAGGCAACGAGAGAAACAGGAACAGGAAGAAAUGGAGGAGCAACGAGCAUUGCUUUCGGAUCCUCGACGGCCUCUUAAUGAGAAGGAGACACGAAACCUCAUCCGUGCCUUCUUCCGCUAUGGUUCUCUGGAAGAUCGCGAGGAAGAAGUGGUUCAGGACGCUCGUCUGAGCGAUCGAGACCGCGACUUUCUAAAGUCGAUCAUCGACGAUCUGAUCGCGGUGAGCCGGCAAGCGGUUGAAGCCAACAACGAAAGACUCCGCGAAGAAGAGGAGAGGGCGGGCAAACCGCUUGCAAAAAAGGACAAGAAAGCCGUACUGGUAGAUUUUGGCGAGGUUCGAAAAGUCAACGCUGAGACCGUCGUCGAGCGACCGCCUCAACUAAAGCUCCUACGCAAAGUGCUCCGAGAGCACGGAGAUCUCUUGUCGUUCAGGCUGCCAGACGCUACCAAAGCCGCACAGUAUUCUUGCGAAUGGGGGGCGAGAGAGGAUGGCAUGCUGCUGGUUGGCAUCGACAAGUAUGGCUUUGGCGCCUGGGCACAGAUCAGGGAUGACCCCGAGCUCCAGAUGCAUGACAAGUUCUUUUUGGAAGAACACCGUGUUGACAAGAAAGAAGAGCGCCGGAGGGCUGACGAUAAGGCCAUCCAAUCUCCCGGCGCCGUGCAUCUCGUGCGGCGGUCUGAGUACCUUCUCUCGGUCCUUUUGGCCAAGUAUUCGAAUGAUGAGAACGCCAAAAAGGCCGUGGAGAAUCAUCAUCGUAGCAAGAAGCUCUUGACAAACGGCGCACGCCGUGGCGAGCCAAAUUCUGUUUCAGCCUCACCAGCGCCGCCGGUGUCCAAGAAACCUAGUCAACACCGCGACCGUGACCACCACAGGUCGUACAGCAAUGCGAAUGAUCGUGGCACACCAAGACCUGACAAGCGCAAAUAUAACGACGACUACGAUGACCGCAACUCCAAGCACCGGCGCGUAGAGUCUGAUGGGAAACACGACAAGAAGUCCAAGGACAAGGACAAACCCAAGAUGGACCCAGAGACCAUGGAGCGAUACAAGCGGGAAAGACAAAAGGCGGUCGAGCGCUUCCACGAACUCGCAAAGCUGCGCGACGAUGAGAUUGAUAGCUCGGACAACGCGCAGCUUGUCUGGUCUAUCCUCCGGCCUCUGAAGCCGAACAUGGAGCGCAUCAUGUAUUCGAAGGAGCGAGUCCCUGCCGCGAAGGAACGCGCCAAGAUCCUGGGCGAGGAGAUUCGUGCCUUUGGAAACUACUUGAAAGGCCUGCGAGCGCAGAACGCAGCCGACCUUGAGAGCCUGGAACCACAGUUUUGGGAGUUCCUGUCUUCCAUCUGGCCCAUUGGCGACGUUAAGGUGUCGGGAAAGCGGCUGCAGCGAAUGUUUGGGGACCUGUUGGAGAAGGACAGGGCCAAGCGGGAAGAGGAAAGGGCCAACGAGCUUAGGCGGCUGAGAAAUCCUGACCUCGAAGACGGCGAGAUUGCGAGCGACCGAGAGGACCGCCGCGCCCCGCUACGGGACCCGUACCGCGAUGACCGCCGCGAGGAGCGGAGGGAGGAGAGGCGCGAGGAACCCAAGCGGCGCAACUAUUAUGAAGACGGUGACCGCCUCAAUUUCUACCGCCACCGCAGGCCUGGCGGGGGGAGCGGCGGCGGCGGAGGAGGCGCUGGUGGUGGUAGCGGCCUUACUGAUAGGGGUGUUCCCCUCCGCCAUUCAUCGUGGCAGAGCCGUAGCCCCCCGGCAAGACACAGUCCCUACUAG